Molecule: messenger RNA, 3308 nt
Organism: Neodiprion fabricii
Lineage: Eukaryota; Metazoa; Arthropoda; Insecta; Hymenoptera; Diprionidae
Gene: Gbs-70E
Product: protein phosphatase 1 regulatory subunit 3C
Exons: 5
Coding region: 410-1384 (324 amino acids)
Biological process (GO): regulation of glycogen biosynthetic process
Cellular component (GO): protein phosphatase type 1 complex
Molecular function (GO): protein phosphatase 1 binding; glycogen binding
Source: RefSeq, a predicted model, not a curated record
UAUGAAAAAAACACAGUUGGCGCGGCCGGCUCGAAGGAUGAGGUCUGCGGUACCUCGCGCGUUUUUUUUAAAUACAUAUUCGUACUUAACCGCGUUGCCGAAGUCGCGUAACAACACUGUUUCGUGAGGCACAAGUCAAAUACAGGAAUAACGGUUGAGGAGAUAAAUGUAUAACAUUAUAAUUAAUCGUUCAAUUUUAUACAUAGUUUAUACAUGCCGCAGAGAUUAAUGAUAAACAGCGUGAUACGCUGCCCCUAAUAACGAAAAUAAAAGUGUCAAUGAAAUGUAAAUAAAAUCGUUCGUUCAUCUAUAAUAUUUAUCCGUAAACUAUAUACGUAUACAAACAGUGUGGAAACUCUAGAGAAGAUUCUUUCACCCGUCGGAAUUCUUUCCUUUAUAAACGAUCUCGAUGUGCUCGAUUGCCAUGCCCGCCGAGGUGAUCCUGGGGCACAGUCCCCCGGUUUACAGCACGCUGCUUUAUCGACCCCUGGUGGUUUCGCCCCAGGUAACGACGAGGGCAGUGCCACCCAGGAUACGCCCCUGCCUCUCGACCGGAUCCCUACCCGUAGACGAUAUUCGCAACAACAACAAACAGAAGAAACGUGUCGUUUUCGCCGACGAUCGUGGCCGGCCCCUUACCCAGGUAAAAUAUUUUGUCCGAGUGAUGUCGGAACCCAGCAACGUGCCGCCUCUUUGGAGCAGCGCCUACCUCGCCGGAGUGACACGAGGUGUUAAGGUGGAGGCGACGCCGACGCCGUGGUCGCCGACGUUCCCCCAACCGGCGAGCGACUACCUGGCCUUCCGGCGCAAGCUGGACCAGGAGGCUGUUAGCCUGGAGAACGUGAUAGUGCGAGAGGCGGAAGAGUGUCUGGUCGGUACGGUGAAGGUGAAGAACCUGGCCUACGACAAGGAAGUGAUAGUCAGGGCGAGCAGCGACGACUGGACCUCCCACGAGGACGCCCACUGCAGCUACGUCUCGCAACCGGGCGCGGCGCAAGCCGCCCUCGUCCUCUACGACACCUUCCGUUUCCGGUUGACCCUACCGCCGCGCUCCGACAAGAUUGAAUUUUGCGUGUGCUAUCGCGUUGCCGGCGACGAGUACUGGGACAACAACGAGGGGAAGAAUUACGUCGUUAGAAAAAAGGCCGAGCCGCUGCAGCAAUCGACGAAGGCGUCCAUGAUCUGCAACGGCGGUGUGACGUCGAUUAGCCAGACGACGUCGUCCUCGCUGAACACAAGAAGUGACCCGAUACCGAUCAGCAACGGGAUAACGAACACGAGUCGGGAGGAUUUGCGACUGAGGGACGCUACAAGGGCGAGCAUGAGAGCCUGGAGCGAAUUCGCAUCGUGGAAUCACCUCGUGAACGAUUCGCCCUACUGGUGAUGCCGACCCGUUCAUCGACCUCGACUCGCUGUUCAGCCGAAACGAUAAAACUUCAUUCCCAAUCACGCGACAUCGAACAAACAAUCAAAAAUACAAGUCUAAGAGAUAACGAAAAGAAAAAAAAAAAAAAAAAAACAAAAAGAAAUAAAUAAAUAAAAUAAAUAAGAAAAUUGAGAAGAAAUAAAUGAAAAAAAAAAAAAAAAAAAAAAAAACCAACCAACAAACGCGACUCGGCAUUGCAGAUGUGCAGAGCGAAUACGAUGCGUGUUAAGAAGUCACGUGAAGAAAAAUCGCGAUCAGUGUGCACCGAUUUCCCCAGCUGAGACGACUUAAGUAUCCCGAUCGACGGAAAUCGAGAAAUUAAUUAUCGAUGCGGCGAGGGCAUGAACGACGUCUACCGUGCAUCGAUCACCAAACGAUCUUCGGUUAAAAAAGUAUCCGGUCAUAUCCCUGAUGGACGAAUUUCUCGUGAUGAAAAACUCAUCGGGACUUGAACGAUUACGUUCACGUUUAAUACCAGAUCGCUAUCGCGCAGGAAAAAGGGGCAGUUAAUAUUCUCAUGGUUUUAACGAGCAACGUGAAUUCGCUGUGCCAAACAAAUUAAAAGGUCGCCCGUUCGCGUCCAAAUUCUAAGUUUAUCCUAACUUUACGCAACUAUUUUAGUUAGUUUCUAUCCUAUAAAUACUGCAAAUAUUACACAUGUAACCAUGCCUUCAUUGUACAUACAAACACACAAUUCGUCAAACAUUGUACCACAAACAUAUUUUCCUAUUCGUUGAUAUUCUUUUAAACCUUAAUUAAUAUCGUUAUUAUCUAUAUGUCUAUUUCUCUCUCUCUCUCUCUCUCUCUCUCUCUAAAGCUUUCCCUUGCUCUCUCUUCACGAAUCAAUCAUUGUUAAAUGUUUUUUUUUUCUUUUUUUACUUAUUAGCGAUGAUCAGUUCGGUGUAAAGUUCACUAUUAGCUGUAUGCAGUACGUAUUUUACGACUUGGGAAGGAAAGAAAAACAAAACAAAAAAAAAAAAAAAAGACAAUAAAUGGGGAAAACGAAAAAUCAUCGUAUGCGAAACUCGACUUCUAUCUGUAUACCUAUACCGAUAUACUAUGAACUAUUUCGGGCUGCGGGGUUUUAGUUUUCUAUGAAAAAAAAUUGGAAAAAAACAAUGAUAUACGUAUAUUUAUAACGCGUACAGAGUUGCAGGCCGUUUCUUUUUUACGGCUUAGAUGGACGUAGAGAAUUUGCGAAGGAAGGGCGGGAGGAGUAAUGAUUUUACAAUGAGAAUGAAUUAUCGAGGCACGUAUACCAUACAAAUAUAUGCGCACACACACAUACGCAGAUAAUUUUAUACAUAAAUUUAAAACUUUGAAAUUAAGCCAAAUUAUUAUCUGCAUGUUGCGUUGAUUCGAUCGCGUCAAUUUACUACAUAUUUUAACAUAUAUUUAUUUUGUUAUCCUACAUGUGUACUGUGUUUUGUCUUUAUACAUUUACGUUGUUAUAUAUUUAUGUAGUAUAUACAUUUGAAAGACAAGAAACUUUCAAAAAUUUCUUAACGUUUUACUUAUUACACUUUUAUCAACACACGUGUUUGUGUGUGCGCGCAUAAUAUUGCGAAAGCAUCUGCGUGCAAAGAACUGAAUGUGCCUUAUAGAAUGUAGCUCGAAAUUUACAGCAUAUGUAUAUAUAUAUAUAUAUAUGUGAAACGGUGCUACGAGAUUCUGAUUUUUAUUUAAACGUAUUUUCAUUUUCCAAUGUCACAGCAAUAACGUCAAUAUUCGUUCGAACAUUGCGAUAUAUUGUACGUAUAUUGUUUCGUAUUUUCAAUCGUGAUAUAUGAUGUUUGACAUGUGAACAUGAAUUUUUUACGCUACGCGGUGAUUCCAAUUUUAUUAUAUUGUGAUGAUGAAUACGAUAUACUUGUAAAUUAUA